Molecule: messenger RNA, 1485 nt
Organism: Histoplasma mississippiense
Lineage: Eukaryota; Fungi; Ascomycota; Eurotiomycetes; Onygenales; Ajellomycetaceae
Exons: 3
Coding region: 1-1485 (494 amino acids)
Biological process (GO): proteasome-mediated ubiquitin-dependent protein catabolic process
Cellular component (GO): proteasome regulatory particle
Source: RefSeq, a predicted model, not a curated record
AUGAGUUCCGAUCCACAAUACGCCAAAUAUCCCAACCUCUCCCUUGCCCAAGACAUCUUCAACCUCUCCAACCCAGCAUGUCCCCAAACAUCCCAACAGGCCUCGCUGAAGAAGCUGCAGUCUGCCAUUCUGCACCACCACAUGGCCCCACUAUACCGGCAUUUGGCCCAUCCGGUCGACGGCAUCUUGAACAGCACGGGCGAGGGCACUACCUCUUCCCAACCCGCAGCCGCCGCAAGCAGUAAAGGCGGCGUCGUCGCGUCGAAUAUUCUGUCAGGCAGGAAAGUAUCGAAGAAGAUGAUCCUGCCGUGGGAUGAGAAACUCUAUGAUUCGCUGGUAGAGAAGAAUAAGAAAGAACUUGAUGCUUUGCAGAAGGAGGAAGAUGAUGCCGCGGAAGCGGCGGGUGACACUGAAGUCCAGGCUGCUCGGGCGAAGCGAGCGGAAUUCUGGGCUCGGGUUGGAGAUAGGGACAAGGCAGUUGCUGCUUACGAAGCAGUUCUUGAAAAGACCGGCAUUCUGGGCACGAAGAUUGACUUGAUUCUGGCAAUCAUCCGGAUCGGGCUGUUCUUUGGGGAUAAGGUGUUUGUCAAAAAGCAGAUUGAGAGAGCAGGCGCAUUGGUUGAGAGUGGCGGGGACUGGGACCGAAGAAAUCGUCUCAAGGCCUACAAGGGACUCCACCUCCUCACCAUCCGCUCAUAUAACCUGGCCGCGACGCUUCUCCUCGACAGCUUGUCUACGUUCACCAGCUACGAAUUAUGCAGUUACUCGUCUCUUGUUGUCUACUCCGUCCUGGCGGGCUCCCUUGCCUUGAAGCGCGUGGAUUUUAAAGCAAAAGUCGUCGAUGCGCCUGAAAUCAAGGCCAUCCUCGGAGAAGGAGAAGACAAGAUAUCCGCCUUAAGUCGCUCAGGUUCCUCGGGGUCCGGUGCUGGAGAUGAAGAGAUGAAAGAUGCCACGGCAACCACAACUCCAGCGGUCGCGUCGACGGUUGUAAAUCUUACCACCCUCGGCGCUGAAAGUGGAUUUGUGCCAGAGGAAGAGAUCCCAAUGGACUUCUCCCCACUCUCCAACCUUGUCAGCAGCUUGUACAAUGGCAUAUACCGCUCGUUCUUCCUGGCGCUAGCGGCCGUUGAGGAUAAUUUCCUGAGUAAAGACCGCUACCUCCAUGAACACCGGGCGUGGUUUGUGCGCGAGAUGAGGCUACGUGGAUACCAGCAACUGCUGCAAAGUUAUCGUGUUGUCGGUCUGAGUAGCAUGGCGAACGAUUUUGGCGUCACCGUUGAUUUCCUUGAUAAGGAUCUUGCCAAAUUCAUCGCCGGUGACAGAAUAGCAUGCACGAUUGACCGUGUCAACGGCAUCAUUGAGACGAACCGGCCAGACGACAAGAAUAAGCAGUAUGCAGAUGUAGUGAAGCAAGGAGAUGCGUUGAUCACGAAGCUACAGAAAUACGGGCAAGCAGUAAGAAUGCGGGGGAGCGAGCGGGGUUGA